Messenger RNA from Indicator indicator, 8883 nucleotides. RefSeq names its product eyes shut homolog (gene EYS). Gene Ontology annotation, biological process: Notch signaling pathway. NCBI's taxonomy places the organism in Eukaryota, Metazoa, Chordata, Aves, Piciformes, Indicatoridae. Bases 1 to 8883 code for a protein of 2960 amino acids. The record is from RefSeq and is a predicted model, not a curated record. The transcript has 48 exons. Gene Ontology annotation, molecular function: calcium ion binding; Notch binding.
AUGAGCCCAGCAUCAGCAGCUGUCCUGUGGGUGUGGAUUCUCCAGCUGGGGGCUGCAGGAGGGCAGAGGAGAUGUGAGAGGCAAAGGACUGCUGAGUGGAGGCUGCAACCCAGAGCUGAGGUCAUCACCUGGAGCCCAGGGGAGAACAUCUGCUCUGACUUCUACACAGAAUGCUGGAGUAUGGACCCAAGUGCUGCUGGGGGAAGCUCAGCAAGCCUCAGUGUCCCCCAGCUGUGCCCCUUGCAGCUGCAGCUGGGGGACAGCCUCUUCAUCUCCCCGGAGCCGUCCUGCCUGUCCCAGGGCUUCAGCUUGAUCAACGUCUCCAGGGAGGAGUUCCUGCACUGCCCCACAGCUGACCUUCAGCAGCAGCUGGUGUUUGCCUGCCAGGCCAGAGGGCUGCAGCAGGUGGCCCCAAAGUGGCUGGGUGUUGGCAGCCAUUACUUUGCAGAGCUGCAAGGCAGAGCUCCCUGGCACUGCUCCGGGGGGCUCCGGCUGAAUGUGACGGUGAAGCAGCAGCUCUGCCAACCCUCCCCAGCUGAACCCUUCUGCUCUGGCCAUGGCAGAUGUCUGAGCCACCUCUGGGACCCAGACUAUCGCUGCCACUGCUCCUCACACUACUCUGGCAGGUUCUGCCAGAGCUUUGAUGUCUGUUCCACCAAGCCCUGCCGCAACAAUGGCUCCUGCACGGGGAGCUCAGAGAUUCCCGGGGGUGCCUACCAGUGCAGAUGUCCUCCACAGUUCUCAGGCCAAAACUGCACAGAAGUAGUUGGGCAGUGCCAGCCCCAGGUGUGCCUCAAGGGUAACUGCACCAACAUCACCCCAAACACCUUCCUCUGUCAGUGUGAAAAGGGCUUUGCAGGUGCAUUCUGUGAGGAGCCUGCUGACCCCUGUGCCUCUCAGCCCUGCCCCAAGGGCAGCACCUGCCAGUCCCACCACUCCAGCUAUGUUUGUGCUUGCCCUGCUGGCUUUCUAGGUGACCACUGUGAAACUGCCAUCAGUGGAUGCUCCUCAAGGCCAUGUCAGAACAGGGGAACCUGCAUUGACCUGCCUGAUGACGUGGCUUGUGUCUGUCUGCCCACAUCUACUGGCAAGUUCUGUGAGACAGCCCUGAGCCCCUGUGAGGGGUCACCCUGCUUGAAUAAUGCAACCUGUGUGGUUCAGCAGCACAGCUAUAGCUGCAGCUGCUCGCCAGGCUUCACCGGGAGGCACUGCGAGGAACCCAUCGACUACUGCCGGCUGCUCAGCGUCACCUGCCGCCACCAAGGAGUCUGCCUCAAUGCCCCUGGGGGCUUCACGUGCCUCUGUGCAGCAGGCUGGACAGAGGAGUUGUGUCAGCUGUCUGCCAACGCCUGCCUGACCCACCCAGAGGCCUGUGCUGCUGGAGCCACAUGCAUUGACCUCAGCCAGCUGGGAGAGCGACCUCUGCCGAGGUGCCUCUGUCCUCACAACGCCACAGGAGAAUCCUGUGAGGUGCAGCCUGGCACCUGUGGCUCCAGCUCAUGUGCAAAUGGAGGGACCUGUGUUGAGUAUGAAGAUCACUUCAAGUGCAUUUGCCCUCCAGGUUUUGGAGGGGAGAGAUGUCAGCUGGCUCUCCACACCUGCCUGCUCUACAACACCAGCUGUGCCCCAGGAGCAGCCUGUGGGGAUCAGCCUCAGGGACUGCACCACUCCUGUGUUUCUCCAUGCCCUGCAGACUCAGAGGUGUGUGCAAAUGGAGGGAGCUGCUUCUAUGAGGAAGAGAAGCAGAGAGCUCACUGUGUCUGUGCUCCUGGCUGGACAGGACAAAGGUGCCUGGAGGACAUCAAUGACUGUGAGGAGAACCAGUGCCAGCAUGGAGCCACCUGUGAGGAUGAGACCAACAAAUACAGGUGCAUCUGUCCUCCUGGUUACACUGGCAGCUUGUGCCAGCUGGCUGUAGGCAGCUGCCUUGGGAACCAGUGCUCUGAGCAUGGUGUGUGCCAGGAACACCUGGACAGCUACAGCUGCAGCUGUGCCCCUGGCUACGAAGGAGCCUUCUGUGAAGCUGAAACAGAUGAGUGCUCAAGUUCCCCUUGCAGGAAUGGAGCUACCUGUGUGGAUCUUGUUGGCCACUUCUCAUGUCACUGUGCUGCUGGCUUCAAAGGAGAGACCUGUUCUCUACACGUGGCUGAGUGCCUGGACAGGCCCUGCUGGAAUGGGGGAGUCUGUGAGGAAGACCUCAAUGGCUUCAUGUGCAACUGCUCCUUUGGUUUCUCAGGCCAGUUCUGUGAGCUAGAGGGGAGUGGCUGUGCCUCAGCUCCCUGCUGGAAUGGUGCUGCCUGCCUGAGUGCUGGCCACAGCUAUCAUUGCUUCUGCCCCCAAGGGUUUGAAGGUCUGGACUGUGAAAUCAAGGUGGCUGAGUGCACUUCUGGCCUCUGCCAGAGCAACUCCACUUGCCUGGACCUGGUGGCAGACUACAGCUGUGUUUGUCCUCCAGGCUUCACUGAUAAAAACUGCUCCACUGAUCUGCAGCAAUGCUCCUUCCAGCCCUGCAAAAAUGGAGGCCACUGCCAGCAGCUGAAUGGUGAACCCUACUGCAGCUGUUUGCCAGGUUUCACUGGCCAGUUUUGUGAAGCAGCUGCUGCUGCCUGCCUCUCUCAGCCCUGUGGAGCCUCCAGCAUCUGCAGAGACACUGUGGGUGGCUAUGCCUGUUUCUGUGCACCUGGUUACAUAGGCAAUAACUGUGAGACUGAGGUGGAUGAAUGUCUCAGUGACCCUUGUCACCAUGGAGCUACUUGUGUGAAUCACCUGAAUGCCUUCAGCUGUCUCUGCCAGGAUGGAUUUCAAGGCCCAAGGUGUGAAGCAGACAUCAAUGAGUGUCUCUCCUCCCCAUGCCUCCACAACUCCUCCUGUGCAGACCUCCGUGGUGGCUUCCAGUGCCUCUGCCUGCCUGGCUUCACUGGGGCGCGAUGUGAAACAGACAUAGAUGAGUGUGCUUCCUUUCCCUGCAAGAAUGGAGCCAGCUGCAUUGACCACCCUGGCAGCUACUUCUGCCAGUGCCUGGCUCCCUUCAAAGGUGCGCAGUGUGAGUUCAGGGCGUGUGAGGACAGCAACCCCUGUGAGAACGGUGCCCUGUGCCUGGAGGAAGCCAACCUGGAGGCCUUCCCCCUGGGCUUCCAGUGCCACUGUGCCAGGGGCUUCUCAGGGCCUCGCUGCGAGAUCAACAUCAACGAGUGCAGCUCCCAGCCCUGCCUGCAUGGCUACUGCUAUGACAUUGUGGACGGCUUCUACUGCUUGUGCAACCCAGGCUAUGCAGGCAUGACCUGCGAGCAGGACAUCGAUGACUGCAUCGGCAACGCCUGCCGGCACCCGGCCACCUGUGUCGACCUCCACCUGAGCUACCGCUGCCUGUGCCCCCCGGGGUGGGAAGGGAGGUUCUGUGAGCAGGAAGCCGACCAGUGCCGCUCCCAGCCCUGCAGGAACAACGGCAGCUGCACACGCCUGGGCAGCACCUACCGCUGCUCUUGUGCCCCAGGCUGGACAGGACCUGACUGCAGUGAAGAUGUCAACGAGUGUGACUCUGAGCCAUGCCUGAAUGGAGCCACCUGCCAUCAGUCUGCCAGGCAGGGGCACUUUAUCUGCCUCUGUCCCCCCUUCUACACUGGAGCCUUCUGCCAGCUGCGCUUCAGCCCCUGCCAGCUGCCUCACAACCCCUGCAGGAAUAACUCCACCUGCCUGGCACAGGCUGAUGGCAGCCCCAUGUGCAUCUGCAAAACAGGGUUUGAGGGGACUCACUGUGAAGUCAACAGUGAUGAGUGCCUCUCCCACCCAUGCCAGAAUGAAGGUCUCUGUGUGGAUGGGGUCAACCAUUUCAGGUGCAGCUGCCAGCAUGGCUUCACUGGCACUCUGUGUGAGGUGGAGAUCAAUGAAUGCCUGUCCAGGCCCUGCAGGAACAAUGGGACCUGCCUGGAUCUCAGGAACAGGUUCCUCUGUAGCUGUGCCCCUGGCUACUAUGGUACCCUGUGUGAAAUGGAUGUUAACGAGUGUGAGGCUCUGCCCUGCCUGCAUGGAGGCAGCUGCAUCAACAGGCUGGGGGGCUAUGGGUGUCUGUGCCCCCCUGGAUUCACAGGUGUGAGGUGUGAAGCUGACAUAGAUGAAUGCCUGUCAGGCCCUUGCCUCCAUGGAGGGAGCUGCAUCGAUGCCAUUGGUGCCUACAAGUGCCACUGCAGGAGAGGCUUUGCUGGAGCACACUGUGAGACAGACAUCAAUGACUGCUGGCCAGAUCCCUGUCUUCAUGGAAGCUGUACAGAUCUGGUUGAUGGAUAUCUCUGCUCCUGUGAACCAGGAUGGACCAGCUCCAGAUGUGAGACCAACAUUAAUGAGUGUGAAUCUGCUCCCUGCAUCAAUGGAGGCUCUUGCCAGGAUGGCCUCAACUCCUUCCUCUGCACAUGCCCACGGGGCUUCUCUGGGAGGCUGUGUGAGGUGGAUGUGGACGUCUGCAGCCAGAGCUUGGGCACAGCUCUCUGCUCCAACGGAGGGGUUUGUGUGGAUGGACCUGGAACAGCUUUCCACUGCAGGUGCCUUGCUGGGUUUUCUGGGCAGCUGUGUGAGCUGGAGGUGAAUGAGUGCAGCUCAGCACCCUGUCUGCAUGGCUCCACCUGUGAAGACCUUGUCAAUGGCUACUCUUGUCACUGCCAGCCAGGCUGGGAAGGCCUGCACUGUGAGCUGGAUGUUGACGAGUGCCUCUCCAACCCUUGCAUCCAUGGCAUCUGUGUUCAGCAGCACCCCACCUUUGGUUAUUCCUGCUUUUGCAAGCCAGGAUUUGUGGGCAGAAGCUGUGAGCUGAACUACGACGACUGCCUCCUGCACUCCUGCUCCCCCGCCUUCCUUUGUGUGGAUGGCAUCAACAACAUCAGCUGCCUGCCCCCCCGCCACCACAGCAGCCCACCUGCCCCUGAAGUGCCUCCUGCUGAGGUUUUGGACCAGAACCUUCCCCCAGCCCUGCCUGUGUUUGUGGAUCCUUGGGCCAAAGAGGUUUCUCCUGGAGCUCCUGCAGGAAGGGUGGCCCAAGACUUCAGUGAUGCUCACUACCAGGGGGACUCCUACCUGCAAUUCCAGGGCUGGCAUCUGAGCAUGGAAAACUUCAUCCACUUGCAGUUCAUCACCUCCAGCCCUCAUGGACUCCUGUUGUAUGUUGCCCAGAGCUCAGGCAGGAGAGGACACUUUUUCCUUCAGCUAUUCAUCCAACAUGGCACCCUGCAGUUGGAGUUUGCCUGUGAUGAAGCAGCAGAGGUCAACAGCAUCACUGCAGCUGCUGGGGUGGAUGAUGGACGCUGGUACGAGGUGCAGAUCAGGCAAAGCCUGGCACCCUGUGAGGCACAGAUGUCAGUCCUGAGGCUGCCAGGAGAAAGAAGAAGCUCUCAGCAUGCUCAGGGCACUCCUUCCAAGCUGGGCACAGGACCUGUGUUUGUUGGUGGACUGCCUGGUGGUGAUGCAGUGCAGCAGAGGCCUGGCCCUGGCUCCAAUUUCACUGGCUGCAUACAGCUGGCACAAGUCAACACCCUGGGACCUUUCAACCUCUCCAGUGCUGUGGGAAGGAGCAAUGUUGACAAGUGCAGGACUCCUGUCCCCAGCCCCGAGCCAGCAGCACUCCCUGUGCUUUCUCCUGCCAUGCCCGGGUUGCCCGAGCCUGCUGUGCCCUCUGAGAUGCCCUCCCUGCUGCCACCUGUGUGCCAGGAGGGGCUGUGCCACAAUGGAGGCACCUGCCAGCCGCUCUCUCUGCCCUCAGGGGCCAGCUCCUUCGAGUGCCACUGCCCCCUGCACUUCACUGGCCGCUUCUGCCACAAAGACAUAGCACUUUUUUUUCCAUCCUUCACUGGAAAUUCUUACCUGGAGCUACCUUCCCUGACCCCUGGAUCUGGGAGCAGGGCUGCCCCUGGGCAGGAGCCCACCAGUGUGACAACUCUGCACCUGACAGUGAAGACAACAGCUCCACGUGGCACCAUUCUCUACACUGGAGACAGGAGUUUUGGAGAGCAGUUCCUGCACUUGUACCUGGUGGAGGGCAGGCCAACAGCUCGGCUCGGCUGUGGGACCCCUCAGAACAUCCUGACUGUGUCCCUCAGUCAGGCCAUCAGCAAGGGCAGCCUCACCCCCAUCACUCUCAGCUACACCUUGCCUGGGAGCAGACCUGAAAGCUCCUGCAUGAUCGAAAUGGCUGCAGCUGGGAGCCCUCCUGUGCAGCACAAACUGUCCCUGCCUUACCCAGCACCUCAGAUCACCUUUGGAUCCAUCUUCCUCGGUGGCCUCCCUGCUCCCCAGGGGCUUCCUGGAUGUGCAAGGGAGAUCCAUGGCUUUAAGGGCUGCAUCAGGGAUUUCCAAGUGAACCAGAAGGAGCUAUUCCUGAUAGAGGAGGCUGUGGGAGGCAGGAAUGUGGAGAACUGCAACGUGGCAGUCUGUGCCCAUGAGCCCUGCCGGAACGGCGGCACCUGCACCAGCAAUGCAGAAAAUUGGUUCUGUGAGUGCCCCAAGCUCUACUCUGGAAAGCUCUGCCAGUUUGCCACCUGUGCUGGAAACCCCUGUGGGAAUGGUGCCACCUGUGUGCCAAAGUCCAGCAGAGAUGCUGUCUGCCUGUGUCCGUAUGGAAGAGCUGGCAUCCUCUGCACUGAUGUGGUCUCCAUCAGCCAGCCAAGCUUCAGUGGCACUGAUGCCUUUGGCUACACCUCCUUCCUGGCCUACUCCACCAUCCCAAACAUCUCCUUGUCCCACGAGUUCCACCUCAAGUUCCACCUGGCCAACCACCACUCAGCUCUGGAGGACAACCUGAUCUUCUUCACUGGGCAGAAGGGUCAAGGUCUGAAUGGAGAUGAUUUCUUGGAGCUGGGGCUGCGGAAGGGCAGAGUGGUGUACAGCUACAACCUGGGUUCUGGCACAGCCACCAUCACCAGUGAGCCUCUGGAUCUGACACUGGACCUUCACGUGGUCCAUCUGGGCAGGCACCUCCAAGAGGGUUGGCUGAAGGUGGAUGAGCAGAAGAAUAGAACCAUCACUUCUCCUGGGAGGCUGGUUGGGCUCAACGUCUUCAGCCAGUUUUACCUGGGAGGCUAUGGGGAGUACACUCCAGAGCUCCUGCCAAAGGGCUCCAGGUUCCAGAACAGCUUCCAAGGCUGCAUUUUUGACCUGCAGGUCCGCAGCAGCAAGGAGCAGGAGUUCAGCUGGCCAGGGGCUCCAGCAGGUCAGCCCAGCACUGGGCGCAGUGUGGGGCAGUGCAGGCGCUCCCCAUGCAGCCUGAUCAGAUGCAGCAACGGCAGCAAGUGCAGAGAGAGAGGAGCCUCUGCCUACUGUGACUGCCUCCCUGGCUGGAAAGGAGCCUUCUGCACAGAGGCAGUGUCUGUGUGUGACCCUGAGCAUCACCCCCCCCACCUCUGUCAGCAGGGGGGCACCUGUGUGCCACUGCCCAGCGGCUACACCUGCCACUGCCCUCUGGGCACAGCUGGGGACUACUGUGAGCAAGCUGUUUCCAUCAGUGAUGCAUCCUUCAGAAGCAACCACUCCUCCUGGAUGUCCUUUGCACCCUUCUACAUCCGCCACAGCACCCACAUCCAACUCCAGUUUCAGCCCCUGGCUACGGAUGGGAUCCUGUUCUAUACAGCACAUCACCUGGGCUCUCGGGCAGGAGACUUUCUGUGCAUCUCUCUGCUGAAGGGCUUCGUGCAGCUGCGCUACAACCUAGGGGACAGGACCAUCACACUGCAGAGCCUCCAGCAGGUGUCCACAGCCGGGCACAGGUGGCACCUGCUACAGGCAGGCAGGGUCGGCAAUGAGGGCUACCUGCAGCUGGACGGCAUCAACAUCAGCCAGGCGGCACGGCCUGGGAGGAGGGCACUGGACGUACGGACGGACUUCUUUGUGGGGGGGGUGUCCUCCCCACACCUCCUUCACCCCCUGGCGGCAGGAGGGAACCCCUCGGGCUUCAGCGGCUGCCUCAGGGAGGCUGCGGUCAACGGCAGGGAGCUGCGGCUGACGGCCAGCGGUGCUAGUGGCGGGGCCAACGUGGGUGACUGCGACGGCACCGCCUGUGGCUACGGCAUCUGCAGGAACCAGGGCCGCUGCCUGCCGCGGUCCUCCGGCUUCUCCUGCGCUUGCUCCCGGGGCUGGGGGGGCAGCACCUGCCAGCAGCACGUCCUCUGCGCACAUGGCAAGUGCGGGCCACAGGCUCUCUGCCUUCCUCAGCCCGCCUCCUCCUCCUACGUCUGCCUCUGCUCCCUGGGCUGGGCAGGGAGGUUCUGCCGCAGCAGAGUCUCCUUCUUCAUCGCAGAGUUUGUCGGCAGCUCCUACAUCAAGUACAGAGACCCUCUCUACCCCCGCAGGGACCUGCAGCAGAGCCGUAUCUCCCUCAACUUCAGCACCAGCCACGCUGAGGGUCUGCUGGCCUGGAUGGGAGAAGGGCAGGAUGAGGACGAUGACUUUCUGGCCGUCGGCCUGGCCAAGGGAAGGCUGAAAGUGGUGGUCAACCUCGGGGAGAGGAUCUCCGUCCCUCUCGACGACAGGCAGCAGCCCACCUGCAGCGACCGAAAGUGGCACUUGGUCACCAUCCUGCAAAACCAAACCUGCAUCAAGGUGUACCUGGACGAGAAGCUGGUGGUCUUUGAAGACAUAGACCCCCACAGGACGUACACCGCGCUCAACUACGGCGGCAUCUGCUACCUGGGGGGCUUCGAGCUGGGCAGGAACGUCAGCGAGGUCACCAGAGGGCUCUUCCAGAAGGGCUUCGUUGGCAAGGUCAAAGACGUGGUGCUCUUCCAGGACUCCAGGAAGAUCCAGCUGAUGAGAGCAGAAGGGUUCAAUGUUCACAGUGGGAACCAGGGAAAUGAAUGGGGAAGUGGUAAAGAGCCUUUAGAAGAGGUAAAGUUCAUAGAUCCAUAA